AUGAGCUUCAAACGACCUGUGUUUGCGGCGUCCGUGUUAAUUCCAACACGGGAGUUAAUUCCAACACGGGAGUUGGUAACCCUGCUAGUGACGCCACCGCUGCCCGCUCUCGCGCUGCGACAGAGCUGGGGGAUUCCCCAGAGAGACUCCUUGGCGCGAGUGGCGGCAAUGGGCUUCUUUGGCACAGGGCUUUCUUCCAGGAGGCCCGUUUGUCGUCUCGCCGAGGGAGCCGACACGGGUUUGCGGUUGUCCGGGGGCGGCGCGGGCGGCGGCGGCGGCGGCGGAGACACCCGAGGAGGAGAAGAAGGGCGGCGCGCAGCCUGGGGUCCCACAAGGGUCCUUCCCGGGUCCCGCGCUUUCUCGCCGGCGUUAAUGAGCUCCGUCGCGCGCGGCAAAAACAAGGCGCCGGAAUGGACACGGCGGCCGGCGGCUGACCGCAGGGCAUACAUCACGCGGCCGGCCGGCUCCACCCCCGCCGCCCCCGCGAGGGAGGUUCACCGCUCCUUCCUAAACACAUCUGCGCGGCGCCGGGUUAACUCUUUUGAGGCGGUCCCGGCGCCCCUUUUACUGGAGACAGAGGUUAUUAAUGGGCGCUUCCUUCCGCGGCCGGUCACUUCCUGCACGUGCGCGGCCACCGCCGCCCCCGCAGCCGCCCCCAACCCGAGACCACCCCCUUCUUGCCUGGGCCCCGACAUUCCUCGCCCGCCCCGGACAACGGUGGCGACUUGCGCACGCAGCGGUGUGCGCCCAGACGUAAACGGGCCCCGCCUGGAGAAUAUAUCGCGGCUGGGACAGUUUCUGGAGGGUCUGGAGCCACCGCCGCCUGUCAGCUGA
Molecule: messenger RNA, 834 nt
Organism: Schistocerca cancellata (South American locust)
Lineage: Eukaryota; Metazoa; Arthropoda; Insecta; Orthoptera; Acrididae
Product: WAS/WASL-interacting protein family member 1-like
Exons: 2
Coding region: 1-834 (277 amino acids)
Source: RefSeq, a predicted model, not a curated record